GAUUUCAGUUGUGGAAUUCUUUAAUAAAGAAAUAUUUAAGCUAACAGUUGGUUUUUAGCACAAUUGAGUUCUUGCAAUACAAUUAUUAAGUAAUUCUGUAACAUAGGACAUUUAAAAUAGUUGUUUUUUGAAAAUAGGUCGAGUGUUGCGUGUCGGUCCUUCAAUCUCGAUAUCGAUUCCUUCACUGGCCGCUAGAGCGCACUCAGUACUCACGUCUAAUCUAAAUAUGGCGGCUCGAUCAAUGAAGUUGUAGUGUGUAGUGAAGUCUAGUGUAAAAAAUUGAAAUGAUUAAACAUUGUGAUUAUUUUGCGUGUUAAUAAAUAAAUGGGCCAUGGGAAGAGGCCAGGAUUUGUUGGAUGCGGCGCGUAAAGGAGAUGAGCGGAGUGUUGAGAAAAUUUUAGCACAAAUAACUAAAAGGAGUGGUCCUUUUACGAGUUUAAGAAGAGGUGCCGGUGUGAAUGUGCAAGAUGACAAUGGAUACACGCCGCUGCAUCACGCUUGUCUGCGUGGUCACAAGGAGAUUGUACGGUUGCUACUAUCGGUAGACGCGUCGCCAUGCGUGGCAGACAAAAAGGGCGCUACGCCCCUCCACCUGGCCGCGUGGAAGGGCGACUCCGACAUCGUGGGCAUGCUGCUGGCGCACAAUAACCCGCCUGUCAAUGUUAACCAAGUGACGCUGGACCAAGAGACGGCGCUGCUGAUGGCCGCUCAGUUUGGUUUCGUCAAUGUCGUCGCGCAACUGAUAGCCCGCGGUGCUGAUGUGAACAUCAGGAAUAUUAAGCAGGAGAGCGCUCUGGAUCUCGCCGCGCAGUACGGACGGUUGGAAACGGUCCAGCAUCUGUUGAGAGUACAACCGAUGUUAGUGCAGCCGUAUAAGUAUCCCAACUGGAAAGUUCGAUCGUUUUCGUCAACGCCGUUGCAUAGAGCCAGCAAGAAUGGUCACAAGGAAGUGGUCUCGCUUCUGCUAGCGGCGGGCAUAGACCCGAACGUUCGCACCAACUCGGGCACACCCCUCCACGACGCGGCUUGCUUCGGCAAAGCGUCCGUGGUGAGGAUACUGCUCGCGAAGGGCGCGGACCUGCGCGCGCUGGACGGCCGGGGGAAGACGGUCGAGGAUCUGCUGGCGGAUUAUUCGGAGGAGGCCACCAGGCGGGUCCGGAGAGUUAUACGAGAAUACGAAAGUAUGGCCCGUAAUAACUACGAAAGCGAAGAGGACCUACCGCCAUUCCCCGUACAAGACUGCAGCCCCACGAGUUAUCCCCACCAACUCGUCAUGACAACCCACGAGACCCCGAAAAACAAUAUAAACGAUAGCUUUUCAACUUCAUCUUCAUCACUUGUAACACGAAAUCCAUCUCAGAGUUUCGUUAAAAAGCUUGCUUCGAAAUGCUUGGGCCUCAAAGCAAAGUUUAACUCUGCUCCUAACAUUACUAACAUAACAGAGUCGAACGUCGAUGUUAAAUCAAAGUCUGAUGUAAAAUCCAAUUCGAGCGGCUUUCAAAAAGGGAAUAGUACAUUUUUUAAACGAUUGGCAAAGAAAGAGGAGUCUGGUGAGGUUGUUUGUAACGAUGAAUUUGAUACGAUUUCUUUAGAUAGAGUAGGAACUUUAAAUAGAGAUUCCGCUGUAAAUAGGAGUAAUAGAAGUUGCCCAGGUUUUAAAAAUUCCCUACCAAAUAUAUCUGAAAACAACGAACUGAGUGAUUCGAGAGAAUCUUUAUCAGAAUCCAUCGUUAUUGCAGAAAUUGACUCCGAUAUUAAUCAGAAUAGUAGAAAUAUAGUUGAGGCGGUUAACCCAACUGCGAUUCAAGAUAUUUUCGAGCCAAGACCUCAAAGUAACAGGAAAUCAACAAUAUCAAAUAUGUCUUCAGAAUCGGCUCACCUAGUUAACGAAUGCUACGAAUCCUAUGAGUUUUCCAGUUCCAUUGUCACUAGUUCCUUUGUUCAAACAAAAGUAGUCCAUGAUGCUAUUGCUAUGUCAAAACCCAAACCUCCACCGCGUUCAGUUGUACCAGAUAAUUCUCACAACAACAACAACACCAUCUACGCUAACUUUGUACUUGAAAAGAAUAACACCCUGUCUCCAAAGCCAGCAAAACGAACGCAUAUACCUGUUAAAGAAUCUAGUUUUACCGCAGAAAAACCAACGGUCUACGAAAAUAUUAUAAUACCUGUUCGAAAAGCACCAGAACCUCCCAAAAGGACGUUCUUUCCAACUCAAUCCAAUAAUUCUUCACCCAGUAUCAGUAGAUCUUCUACGUUAUCUUCUGAUUCUAUGAUUGACGAGACAAAUUUAGAAGAUAUUCUUCUAUCCGAAAAAUCAAGAUCUUUUCGCCAUGGACGAAAAUUAGUCUCCCGAAAAGAAUCUAGUAAAUCUAGUAUAAAUAGGACUCAAUCGAAUGCAUCGGAAUAUUCUGAUGUAACCGAAGCGAGUGCGUUAGAAAAUGUUGAUUGUAGUGGUGAGGUUGAUGAAAAAUCUAUGUAUUUAUCGAUGACUGGUACAUUGCCGACUAAGAAAACAGAAAGAACUGUUAAAAAGAAAGUCUUAUUUAGGCAUAAAACAUUCACUAAUAUUGAAGUUGAUAGAAAUUCAGUAAAUGUUAGAGAUUUGCCUAAAUGGAAUGAUGCAUUCUUAAAAGAAACGUUGGCACAUUAUCACAUAAGAGGCACGGGACAUUGUAUGUAUAAAGGUCCCACUGUUCAGGAGUUUCUCUCUAUUUUUAACACAGAUACCAUAAGCACAGAUUCCUCGAUGACUGAAACCAACAAAAAACGGAAAAGUUAUUUCGAAACUGCAAUAUGUUUUUGUAGAGCUAAGCCUCCCAAAUUCCAUAAUAGUGCCGAGGAUCUUUUAGAUAUUCCGCCUAAAAGUGAAGAGACUGUAACUAUAGAUAUGGAUGUUUUAAGGGAUAGAAUGGAAAUGAUUUCGACAUCAUUUAGAUGUUUCUGUGAUUCAGGGAAAUGUUCGUUACAUGCAAGUAAGCGAGAUUCUCCUAUAGACUUAAUUGUGAAAUUCUCUGCCAUAAAGAAAAGUAUAUCUACUCCAGAUAUUACGUUAGAGACAACUCUUUCUUUGACCAGACAAAAAACCGGUUUAACAAAAAAUAAAUCGGUGCCCUCUAAUUUAGAAGAGCCUUACGCUGUAGUUAACGUGCAAGAUAUUUUAGAACGGACAGAUUCAAACUGUAAAAAAUCAAUCCGCGAUAGCUAUACAUACGUCGAAAUGUCACCACAUUCCUCUAUAUCGUCAACGGCUAGGCCUUAUUCACUUAAAGAUAUAUCUGAAGUCAUGUCGUUGAAUUCGAAUAGAUCAAAAUCGACCGAUUCUAAAUCUUUGUGUGCUUCUGAUCUACCGCUGAACAAGUCAAAUUCCUCGGAACACUCUGGUCAUUGGUCGUUGCAGUCGUGCAAUUCCAACGUCACAAUCAUAUCCGAUUCAUCAUUCAAAACGUGCAUGGAGGAAUCGUCAGACGACGGUUCCGACGGUAGCGUGCAAUCGGACGAGGACAGUUCCGACGCGGAUACGAUAAAAUCGGACGUCAGUACAGCUAAGCGUCCUUGGAAGCAUAGCGAUUCCUUUAGAUUCGGGAGUACAUUGACGCGUGGUUUGGACGACGUGGAUGAAGAGCCAUUAGAGGCGUCAAAGUUCGAAUGUGGCGCGGAUAGUUCCUCGUCCGAUUGCGACGACAGCGGUGUUCCGGGGUCGAAUCUGUCGCUUUCCGCUUCGCUUGAGCGUGGCACGGGGUUGGUUCGCAGUGGGUCACGGCGGCGUUGGGACGAGGCGGAGGGCACGAGCGAGGGGGACGCUCUGAGUGUGUCGAGCGCCGCCUCCAGCUGCGCGCCCGCGCAUCUCGCGCAUCACCACGAGUAUAGCAAAGUUUCGCCCACCCCUCCCAAGAAGCCUCCCAGGAGGAACCUCUCAGUGUCCCCCACCCAUGCCAACUCACCUUCUUCCGGUUACAGCUAUGAGCUCAGGUCUCAUGCUAGGAGCCAAGAUGACUUGGACGAUAUACAGGGUUCAAAACACUACCUCAAGCACGGUCGCUCAGUCGACCAAUACGUUGACGGUAAGCUAUCCUACAUGGAUUACGAGGACAACCACAACUCCCCUCGAGCCAUACCAGUGCCAAACCCAAGGACGAGCCUGAAAAACCGAUCACAGCCCGUCGCCAUAACUGCAAUGUACGAGAACGUCGUCAUCAAAGAGCAGAAUCCAAGACGGAAGCUCAGAAGGAACAACUUCGGCCCUCAGCACGACGACGUCGCCAUAGAGAGAGUGAGGAAAUACUCUAACCAAGAGCGGUCCUCUCUCGAGAGCCUACUCGACGACCAGUCCAUGAAUAGUCCGAGUGAUUGUGAACGGUAUUACGAUGGGCCCAAAAUCGAAAUUCCCUUAUCGCCGUCGCACUAUGAACAGCCCCCCACGCCUGACCACCCGCCCCCUUCAGCGAAACAGGCAGAGAGAAGUAUACACGAAAGGAUACGGCCGUUGAGUCAGGAAUACAAGAGGCGGUCAGCGCUGCGAGACAGCCAGACUGAGACGGACGUGAUUCUAUUGCGUGCCACGUCGGCUGUGUCGGUGGCCAGUGGGGCUACCGAUCGCAGCGGGACUGACAACUGCGUAGAGGAGUAUGUGUGCGACGUUCCUUUUGCUGGCCUCUUCAAAGGCUCAACCACCACUCUCGACGGUAUCGGUCUGCGGCCGAUGCCGGCGGAGCGGCCUAAGACGUUGCGCAAACUAAAGUCGGUGUACGAUGCGUCGCCGACUGAGCCGGCUAGUGUGACAGCUAAUAACAUUGGCAGCAAUGGACAGGUGGACAGAAACGUCAAUGGUACGGAAGACGAGGUCCGGAGAAGGAGCAACACCACCAGCUCCACGCACAGCGGGGACAAGUCCCUCUCCAUCCUCAGCCCGUUCGAUGAGCAGGAGGAAUGGGCAAAGAUCUCCGAGAUAAUGGCGUCUUUCGGCAGCAAGUUGGUUCGGGAAUCCGUCUUCGUGUCUGAGCUAGAACAGGAGUUCACGUCUAGGCUAGGUCUCAGCUGUUCUGAGUCUAGUCUGAGCCCGUCUGUGGCAUCUACAUUGGGCCUGUGGCUAUCUGGCUUGGGUCUACAUGAUUAUGAACCCUUGUUCAUUGAUAGCGGCUAUGAUGAUAUAGAUUUUGUGAACGGCAUCCUAGACGAAAACGACUUGCGCGAAAUGGGCAUAGAAGAAAACGAUAGACAGAAAAUUCUAGAAUCAUCCAAACAGUUACCUCUUAAAAUAGCAGAAAUAAGCAAUAACCAUAACAAUAACCUUAUUAAAAACCAAAACGAAUCCGUGGACGAGUGGCUGCGGAAUAUUAAUCUAGAGCAAUAUAGUGAUACGUUUAGAAAACAUUUAUAUGUAGAUAUGGAUAGAGUUAGGAGGAUAUGGGAGGUGGAACUGACAGCUGUUUUAGAAAUAAAUAAGCCCGGACAUCGGAAGAGGAUACUGUGUUCGGUGUCCGGGGAGCAGAAUGGACCCAUUAAUAAUAUCGAAGAUAUCAAUUCUGAUCUCAACAAUUUGAAGAACAACAUACAACAGCUGAAAGAGGAAAUCAAAGAGAAACUGCCUUCCGAGAACCUAAAGCCAGUGCCACCUCCCGUGGUGCCGUCACUAGCGCCACCUGGCGGGGAGACCCUGAAGAGAAGUAAAAAGAACAGGCCAGCACCCCAACCCCCUAGACCCUCGGAUCUGGAGAUCAGAGCACCCUCGGAGUUGUUGGUUGGUGUACCGGGGGCUCUGAAGACGCAGUGGAAGCAUCAGCCGUUCGUGUUGGUUACGGGGGCCGUCACGUACGUGGCUAAUUAUUUGGGAUCGACGGUGGUAAAGGAACUGCGGGGCACGGAGUCAACGAAGAAAUCGAUACAAAAACUGAAGAAAUCGACGAAGGAGCCGCGAGAUUCGCCCGACAUCAUUCUGUCGAUCAGCUAUCGAGGCGUUAAGUUCCUAAAUACUAUAACGAGGGAGUUGGUCUGCGAGCACGAGAUACGCAACAUCCACUGCGCUUGCCAGGACGCCGACGACCUGACCCACUUCGCGUACAUCACCAAGGACCACACCACCAGGAGCCACUACUGCCACGUCUUUAGAGUCGCUACUAUGGACCAAGCGACCGAAGUGAUCCUAACCCUCGGUGAGGCGUUUGAAGUGGCCUACCAGAUGGCGCUCAGGGAACAAGCGAAUAGGAGCAAAGUCACGCAGGCCAUCACCAAAACGCCGACCCACGACCCCACUACCACCAGCAACAAAGAAAAGCUGAACCAUGGACGAUCCCACUCGAUAACGGAAAUAAAACUCAACGGGCACCAAUUGAAAAUAGCCCCCAUUCCGGCCUCGUUGUCGAACGAGGACUUCCAAGCGUCGAAGAAUCUAGACGCCUCUAGAAGCCCUAAAACGCCGUUACUGAAAGCGCCCAUCGCGUCCACGGAAGAAUUGUGAGACAUCAGGUAAUUGAGGGAUGAUAUUAGAAUAUUUUGAUAGAAAUAUUUAUUUGGGAACGUUAGUUUUAAUUUUAACAGUGUCAGUUUCAUGUAACGGUGGCCUAUUGAUGCCGUCUUUUUUCUGUCUUCCGUUUACAUUAUGCGUUUUUGUAGCAUUAUGAGGCUAAUUUGUUAUUUUCGUACGGACUUGUUUAAAUAUCUCCAUGGAUAGUUUCUUUUUAUAAUGCUAUCGGAUUUGAUUCUAUAAAAGUUAGUAAUUCGUCAAAAUUAUCUCGAAUAGAAAUUUUCAAAAAAUUAUGCCGCUGUAUAUUUACUUUAAUCUUUAUUCGAUUCUAAACGAUUUGAACUGUCUCCGAUAGUCUCGUACGCGAUAUUGUCGUGAAAUAAAUGAUACACACUUAUAAAUAUUUACGCUAAUCAAACAACGUUUAGUUAAAAGUUUUACUAUCGAAUAGUAAAAUUAUACGGCUGUUAUAUUUAUAAUAAUUUUAGUGAUUGUAUAUUUUUGUUCGGUUUAGACGUAACAAUGCAGCUAUAACCUAUAAUUUUAAUGUAUUUUAAAAUGAGUAGUGGUAAUUUUUGGCUCCGUAAUUAAUAUUAAAAUAUUAGGCCUAACGUAAUCUCGAAUGAAGAUAUUAUCGCAUGAUAUUGAUCGGUUACCAGUUUUCAGUGUCGUCUGAUAAAUGUAUUUAUAUAAGCAAAUAGACUUAAUUAUGGGUUGUUAUAAAUCUUAUGACAGAUUUGUCGUGUAACUUAUAGUACAUAACACAUAUCAAGGCAAUGUUAUAUGUUGAAAUGUUCAAUAGUUGUUGGCUUACAUUUUAAUUGUAUUGAUAUCUUCGCUGAGAGCAGCUUGGCAUAUAUAUGGUUUAGACGAAAAUGUUAUAUUGCUGUACGAUAAAUUGUCAGAAAAUGACGAAAAAUAUUCGUUGUUUGUUUGUAUUAAAUUUCAAUAAAUGUAUUGCUCAAUAAAAUUGUCCUUCGCGUUUCACUUCUGUUAAUAUUGUUAUGUACGUUUUAAAUUAGAUAUGCUCUGUUCAAAUUAUCAAAAUAUUUUUAUUAGCGGUCCGCCCGGCCCCCGCCCCUUCUAUACUCUAUACUAUAGAGUCUAUAGUAAUGAGGGAUCACGAACAUAUCCAACAAUGAAAGGUUUUUGAAAUCGGUCCAGCAGUUCCCGUGAUAAGCGCGUACAAACAUACUCUUCGACUUUAUAUUAUAAAGUAAUAAUUUAGAACGGAGCAUAUCUAUUUAGUUUGAUGUAUAUUACGUCAUUGGCUUUAGUCUGAUUUAGUUUGAGAUUUCAUGUAAUGUGAUAAAUAGUAAAGAUAUUUAAAACACUGUGUUCUUUUAUUGAUACUGUUUAACCUGCUUUAUAUGCUUAAAUAAUAUGUAGCACAGCUUUUAUAAAUAUAUAAUGUUGAUUGUCACUACAAUAAAAUUUAUGAAAUGUAUCUAUGAAUGUUGAAUGAUUAUUUAGAGUAUUUAUAUGACAUAGUGAUAGAUUAAGGAGUGUGCCAAAAUGCAAUAAUACAGGUUAUAAAGAACGCUAUUGAAACCCCAAUUGUCUAAGAUAUAGAUAAUAAAUUGCUCACAGAUUGACACCAAAUUAUUUAUAGACGGCUCGAGCGAGUCGCUAUAAUAAUGAUUCGUGUUAAUUAUACAAGAAAGUUUUAUAAAAAUCCAAUGAAGGGCUCAUAUAUAUUCGAUUAUACAAUGAACUUUAUUUCGGGUGAAUUUUGACACUUUGUUUUUUAUUUAUUUCAAUUAUACACCUAAAUAGUAUAGAGUUAAGAACUAAAUUGCACGACUCAAGUGAACAAAUAACGCAUCAACGGUUGGUUAGCUCAUUAUAGAAUACAAUUUUAAUUAAGUGAUAUAUUUUUAAAUCUGAUGUAUACCAAAGAUAUAUAGAUUAUACUGUAUAUUAUGAGAAUUUCGGAUUUGUUGUUGUAAUUUUCUUUAUAAGAAAUGUCACUGCCGACAUAACGAAGUAUGCAUAAGUGAUUUUUACAUGUUUAUAAUGUGUCAUAAUUUGUAUUUAAUUAUCUAUGUAUGAUCUUGUUGUUUAUAGUUUUAUUUUAUAUAUUUCUCGCUUUAUAAAUUGCUUUAAAUAUCUUCGGAAACUCGCUUACAUGUACCUAAAUAGAAUGCUAUUAAAAACAGUUAUUAUGUAUCUCCUAUUUUAAUUUAUUAUAGAGUUAUCUACACGUGUCGUAGCCUAUUCUAUCGAAAUCAAUGUAAAUACAUAUAAUCAUAAAUUUGAAUUC
Molecule: messenger RNA, 8726 nt
Organism: Zerene cesonia (dogface butterfly)
Lineage: Eukaryota; Metazoa; Arthropoda; Insecta; Lepidoptera; Pieridae
Exons: 19
Coding region: 332-6457 (2041 amino acids)
Cellular component (GO): cytosol
Molecular function (GO): protein binding
Source: RefSeq, a predicted model, not a curated record